Trachymyrmex cornetzi is the source of this 708-nucleotide messenger RNA. Its product is annotated as matrix metalloproteinase-16. The transcript has a single exon. Gene Ontology annotation, molecular function: zinc ion binding; metalloendopeptidase activity. NCBI's taxonomy places the organism in Eukaryota, Metazoa, Arthropoda, Insecta, Hymenoptera, Formicidae. Gene Ontology annotation, cellular component: extracellular matrix. Bases 1 to 708 code for a protein of 235 amino acids. Gene Ontology annotation, biological process: proteolysis; extracellular matrix organization; collagen catabolic process. The record is from RefSeq and is a predicted model, not a curated record.
AUGUCUCUCACGUUUAUCAUCAUCAUCAUCGUUUUCGUUGCGAUUACUUUUACUACGACGACGACAAUAAGAACGGCAGCGACGAAUCGUGAAAGCAUAGAUACCGAAGUAAUUCUGUAUCUACAAAAGUACGGCUACUUAAGUAAAGCUGACAACAAUACGCAAUUAUCAUUCGAAGAGGGAGAACUUAAACAGGUUAUUUCGUUGUUUCAAGAAUAUUAUCAAAUACAGGGCGAUGGUAUGAAUAACUAUACGUUGUAUCAGAUGCGUAAACCACGAUGUGGUCGCCCUGACAUCUACGAGUAUAAUAUAGGUAGACGUAAAUGGGCGAAAACACAUCUCACGUGGAAUUUCCAGCUAGCGGAUCCACAAACCUUGCAAACUACCGAAUUCGCGUUCUCGCUAUGGGCAGCUAAUUCAUCUUUAUCGUUCGAACAUAAAACGGUAAAUCCCGAUAUCUUGAUAUUUUAUCGUAGUGGGACACACACGUACGCUGAUCGUAGACGCAACGAAGAAAUUUGCACCUCUUCGUUAGAUGGACCUGGUGGAGUACUCACUCACGCGUUCUAUCCUCCUACCGUUAACAAUUACAGCAGUGAAAUACACAUAGAUAGUACAGAACCGUGGCAUAUAUAUCUAACUGACAAAUCUGCUAGUAGUAACAAGGACUAUCUGCUUAACACGUUAAUACCAAAGAGGAUAAGAUAG